AAUCAGGUCCUGAAGGUAUCAAUUCACUUGUAGCGAUCAUUGAAGCGAGUACUGGAUUUCCAGCAGCGCGAAGAAUUUUACUAAAGUAUCAAAUAUGAAAGUGUUUGUCGUGAUUUCGUCCUUGUUGGCUGUGGCCACUGCUGCGCCUUACGCCGUUGCGCCACAGGUCUAUGCGGCCGUUCCAGCUGCAACGAUCAUUGCGGCGGCCCCAGCGGAAAUUACCAGUCAGUUCCACGCCCAGGAUGGACUCGGCCAAUACACAUAUGGAUACAACGGAGGUCUCUCGGCCAAAACUGAAGCCAGAUCGCUGGAUGGUGUAACUCGUGGAGCUUACAGCUAUCUGGAUGCCGAGAACAAACUGCAAACUGUUUCGUACACCGCCGAUGCUGCCAAUGGAUUCCGUGCCCUGGCCAGCAAUCUGCCCAUUGCCCCCGUCGAAACUCGCGUUGCCCCUGAACCAGUUCAGGACACUCCUGAGGUUGCGAAGGCCAAGAUCGAACAUAUGGCUGCCUUCGAAGAAGUGAAACAGCGUAAUGCCUUCGCUGACAAAGCCGAAGAGGAAGUCGUUGUCGAUGCUGCUCCAAUUGCUCCAGUUGCCGCUGCCAUUGCUCCAAUCACCACCUACGCUGCGGCUGCUCCUGCCAUCGCCUUGGCUCCAGCUACCUCUGGCUUUGCUUACUCGACCUCGACCUUGAAGCACGAACCACUGGCCAUCACCUCGUACGCCGCUCCAGCCCCGGCCGCCGUUGAGAUCAAGACCCCAACCUCGUUCUCCUACUCGACCUACACCCCAACUGCCAUCCAGUACGCUGCUGCCCCAGCUCUCACCUACGCUGCCGCCCCCGCUUACGCCUACCAUCAUUAUGGUGCUCCCGCCUUCUACACGGCUGCCACCCACCAGAUCGCUGCCCCGGUAACCUUCGCUGCUCGCGCUCUGCCAGUCGCCUCGGCUCAAGCUCUUCCGGAACCCGUUCAGGACACCCCCGAAGUUGCCCAAGCUAAGGCUGAACAUUUUCAGGCUAUUGCUGAGGCUAAGGCCCGCAGCCAGCAGUAAAUCCGAGUCCAACCCAGUCCUUAAACGAAACCUGAUCUAGCUCAAACGGAAUAAUACCUCUAGGUUGAAUACUUGUAAAAAGAUUAACAAACUUGUUACAAAAAAAAACAACCAUUCCUCACGAGUCAUCUCAAAUAAACUAGGCAAAGAAGCGAGAAACAGUUUGCAGUGCAAAAAUGUACAAAAAAAAAAUCGCAAAAGUAUUAAUUCAAAUUCGGUGGAUGUUUUUGAUUGGGACAGUAUCACAUUGUUUUUGUGGAUGUUUUGUAUGAUAAAGAACAAUUUGUAAUAAAAUAUCUAGAAAUAUGUAAAUUUCAAAAUUCAAACAGUGCAAUGAACUUGCCGAAUAAGGGACAAAAUGUGCCAAAUAUAAUUUUAACCACGCUG
Molecule: messenger RNA, 1441 nt
Organism: Uranotaenia lowii
Lineage: Eukaryota; Metazoa; Arthropoda; Insecta; Diptera; Culicidae
Product: cuticle protein-like
Exons: 1
Coding region: 95-1054 (319 amino acids)
Cellular component (GO): chitin-based extracellular matrix
Molecular function (GO): structural constituent of chitin-based larval cuticle
Source: RefSeq, a predicted model, not a curated record